UCUGUUUCAAAAAUGAAAUCAAUCUUUUUGACCCUACCUUGGCUUCAAAAUUCUCACUCAAAUGUCAUGACUCCAGAAUUCAUAAUCACUACCCCACCCAUCAUAUCAAUCACAUCCCUCUUCUCUUCUCUUCUCUCUUUCUUUGCUCCCACAUCAAAUGAUACUACUCUGCUAAAACCAUCCAAACAACUCCUGCAACUUGCUUGCCACAAAACCACAUCCGUGCCCACUUUUCCUGUUCAUCUCCAUUAUGUUGUUCUGCAUUUUCUUUUCUUUUUCACCUUCUUCACUUUCACUACUCACUCUGCUUCUUCUCUUUCUCCCCUAUUUUUCCAUCCUUCAUGCAACCAAUGACAUUCUUCCUUCCGAAGCUGACACCCUUUUCGAGAUUAUGGAUUCUAUGUCUUCUGAUCAAUCUUGGAGAACUUCUUACCCUAACCCUUGUAGUCCUUUGUCUCUUUGGCCUGGAAUUGAAUGCAAAUUAGGUCCAGAUAACCAUCUUCAUGUCUCUAGGCUUGAUUUUGGUACUCCUCCAAACCCAACAUGCAAGUCUAUAGCUACAUUUCCAAACAAAAUCUUUUCUCUUCCUUACCUUCAGUCUGUCUUUUUUUUGAACUGUUUCACUCAUACAAAAACCCUUCUCUCUGUUUCAUCAGAUGGACUGAUUAUGUUUAAUUCUUCCCUUCAACAACUCAGUCUUAGAUCAAACCCUGCUCUUUUUGGUCCAAUCCCACAUCAGUUUUCCUUGCUAAAGUCUCUACAAAUCCUUACAUUGUCACAAAAUCAUCUUUCUGGACCUAUUCCUGUUGGAAUUUUUAGUUUGAGCUCUUUAGUGCACCUUGAUUUAAGCUACAAUAUGCUUACAGGGGCUAUACCAACGCAAUUGGGUAAUCUUUAUAAUUUAGUGGGCCUUGAUCUAAGCUAUAAUUCCCUCACUGGUCUAAUUCCAGACACAGUUGGCCAACUGGGAAGGCUUCAAAAACUCGAUUUGAGUUCAAAUUCACUUAUUGGUAGGAUUCCUGACAGUAUACAGAAGCUCAGUUCAUUAGCUUUCAUGGCUUUGAGUAACAACAGAUUCAGGGGAUAUUUUCCAACAGGAUUGCAGAACUUACAAAGUUUGCAGUACUUCAUCAUGGAUGAUAACCCAAUGAAUAUUCCUCUGCCAGUAGACUUAAGUAAGCUAGUGAAACUACAAGAGCUCAGGCUUGCCAAUUCAGGGUAUUCAGGCACUAUACCAGCCAGCUUUUCACUGUUGACGAAUCUUAGCACUCUUUCUCUUCAAAACAACAGGUUGAUAGGUGAAAUCCCUCCAGAUUUUGGCAGUUUAUCUCACAUUUAUCACUUGAAUCUUAGCAGAAACUUAUUGGGCGGAGUUGUGCCUUUUAAUGCAAGUUUCUUGAAGAGGCUUGGACGGAAUUUGGAUCUAAGUGGUAAUCCAGGCCUAUGCUUGAAUCCAACUGAAGCAUAUAAUGUCAAGAUUGGAAGUGGGGUUAGUGUCUGUAGCAGCAGCAAGAAUGGUUCUUUGAACAAGAAAUCUCAAGCUUCUAAUGGGUGUUCCAUACCGUUCUUUUUCUUUGGUGGCCUGCUUGUUCAUGGAUUGAACCAAAUAAUAUUUCUAGCAUGAUAUUGUAAUCUGUGUUCCUUAAUUACCUUUGCUGGUUCCAUUUAGCUUACUCUCAGUUAGUUCUGUAUCAUGGAUAAACUAGUAAUUAUAUCUGAUAGAAUUUAGAUAAAGGCUUUGCGGUUUUGUUUGCA
Molecule: messenger RNA, 1755 nt
Organism: Ricinus communis (castor bean)
Lineage: Eukaryota; Viridiplantae; Streptophyta; Magnoliopsida; Malpighiales; Euphorbiaceae
Product: receptor like protein 29
Exons: 1
Coding region: 251-1624 (457 amino acids)
Molecular function (GO): protein binding
Source: RefSeq, a predicted model, not a curated record